This is a messenger RNA of Tripterygium wilfordii, 813 nucleotides long. RefSeq lists its product as uncharacterized. The transcript has a single exon. Lineage: Eukaryota; Viridiplantae; Streptophyta; Magnoliopsida; Celastrales; Celastraceae. Bases 1 to 813 code for a protein of 270 amino acids. The record is from RefSeq and is a predicted model, not a curated record.
AUGGCUCUCAAACUCGAUAUGAGUAAGGCUUUUGAUCGUGUUGAAUGGGACUUCUUGUUCUUUAUGAUGGCCCGUAUGGGGUUUAAUGCCCAAUGGAUUUCUCGGCUCAGGACUUGUGUGACCUCUGUUACUUUUUCAAUCAUUAUAAAUAGAGAGAUCCGAGGUUGUAUCCAUCCUACUCGAGGUCUUUGUCAGGGAGAUCCCCUAUCGCGAUUUCUCUUUCUUAUAUGUAUUGAGGGAUUAUCUCAUCUUAUUCACCAAAGUAUUAGAUCCUCUUCUCUCCAUGGGAUUAGAAUUAGCAGCAGGGGUCCCAUUAUCUCACAUCUUCUUUUUGCAGAUGAUAGUCUCCUCUUUUGUAGAGCAGAUUUAGUGGAGGGCAGGAGAUUGCUUGAUAUUCUUCAUCUUUAUGAGCGCAUGUCUGGCCAAUUCCUCAAUGUUAACAAAUCUUCGGUUACUUUCAGUUCUAAUGUUCGAGAGGAGCUUAGAGUAUCUAUAAAAAAUUUGCUUUGCAUGAAUGAUGCUAGAACUGACUCCAAAUAUUUGGGCUUACCUACUCUGGUCACGAGCAACAGAAGAGAGUUACUUAGCUUUAUCAAAGAGAGAAUUUGGGGCAAGUUGCAAGGUUGGAACGAAAAGCUUCUCUCGCAAGCUGGGCGGGCUAUUCUAAUCAAGGCUGUCAUUCAAGCUAUCUCAACCUAUGCCAUGAGUAUUUUCAGGUUCCCCAAAAUCCUUUGCGAGGAAAUCAAUAGACUUUCUAGAAACUUCUUUUGGAGUGGAAAGACUGAUGUUAGAAAGAUGCACUGGAUUGGUUGA